CACAGCUGGAGUGGGGGGAGGCCUGGCUCAAGUGAAAGCGAGCUACUGGGGAUAAUGGGCGACGUUUGAUUGGGAAAAGUUUCUCAGCCGCAGCCUGCCUAGCCUAUAUGCCUGUGCUGGAAAUCAACAAAGGCAGCCUACAAACUGGAAAGACCUAUCCAAGAGAUGGACGACGGCAGUGCCUACAUAGAGUUUGACGUGCCAGAGUUCAGCAACACCGUUCUCAACCAACUCAAUGAGUUGCGACUGCAGGGGAAACUAUGUGACAUCAUCGUUCACAUCCAGGGCCAGCCUUUCCGUGCCCACAAGGCCGUGCUGGCGGCCAGCUCACCGUACUUCCGCGACCACUCGGCCCUGGGCACCAUGAGCGGCCUGUCCAUCUCCGUCAUCAAGAACCCUGAGGUGUUUGAGCAGCUGCUGGCCUUCUGCUACACUGGCCGCAUGUCCCUGCAGCUCAAGGAUGUCGUCAGCUUCCUCACAGCAGCCAGCUUCCUGCAGAUGCAGGCCGUCAUCGACAAGUGUACCCAGAUCCUGGAGGGCAUCCACUCCAAGAUAAGCAUCCCCUCCAGUGCCACAAGCCCAGACAAGGAGGGCUCCCAGGCCAGCCGCAAUGGUGUCAAAGACAGCAGCCUCUUCAUCAACCCCACACAGAUCUCCCCCCCAUACUACUCCAGGCACAGCAUAGAGGCCCGCUCUGAGCUGGCUGCAGGGAAAGGCCAUGGCAGGGCGCGGUACCAGGAGGAGGGCCAGUCAGAUCGUGGCAGCAGUGACGGUGUGUCAGAGCAGGAGGCAGCCAUGGAGGGAGAGACAGAGCAGGUGGAGCUGAUUGGGAAGGACGGCCAGGUGACAGACGUGCACGUGAAGCUGGAGAAGGCAGAUAGGCCCAGCUACUCGGACAGCUCCUCGGCAGGCGACGAUGGCUACCACACAGAGCUGGUGGAUGGAGAGCAGGUGCUGGCUGUCAGUGUUGGCUCCUAUGGUCCCGUCAUCCAGCCAGCUGGCUACACUUACUCAGGCCUGUCGUCCCCCUGCUUUGUGAGCCUCAGCAGCUCCAGCCCCUCCCGCUCCAUGCUCAGUGGCUUCAGGGGCGGCAGAGCCAGAGCCAAGCGCCCCCCAGUGACCGUCCCAGCAGAGGUCCUGGGUCAUAUCAAACCGGGAAACACUGAGGACAGCAGCGAGGCGGUGUUGGGCCAAGUAGGUUUUGAGAACGAUGUGCGAGAGCGGAGCCUGCGCAGCCAGUGGUACCCCUACAACGAGAGGCUCAUCUGCAUCUACUGCGGCAAGUCCUUCAAUCAGAAGGGCAGCCUGGACCGCCACAUGCGCCUGCACAUGGGAAUCACACCCUUCGUCUGCAAGUUCUGCGGCAAGAAGUACACGCGCAAAGACCAGCUGGAGUACCACAUCCGCGGCCACACGGACAACAAGCCCUUCCACUGCCAGAUUUGUGGCAAGUGCUUCCCCUUCCAGGGGACCCUCAACCAACACCUGAGAAAGAAGCACUUGGGGGCCUCAGAGGGCCCCAACCACAUGGACUCUCCAGAGAGGACGGAGGGCAUCUCUGGUCCGAAAGACCCAGAGGAUGCUUCAGAGGGGAUGGCCUUUGAGACGCAGUAUGCUGAGGAGGCUCCGGCCAACGACAUGGAGGAGAGCUCAAAGUGCAGCCCUGAGGAAGCCGAGGCGUCCAGAUGUGAUUUUUAGGCCUUGGCUCUGGUUGAGGAAGCUUUAAGAUAUGUUCUUUAAACGUUUAGGAUUUGUUUUGGAACCGGCUCCUUUCAAUGUUGAACCUACUUUGUGCAUCCGUUUUCUGCCUGUCCAUCCAUUUUUGUGAAAGUCAACUGUUGCUUAAUGUAGAAGAAGAUGAGAAAGGGGUACUUUUUAAAAAUAGAUUUCAAAGGGAAAGGGGUAUCAACUUGCUAUUGAUAAGGUGCCCUCAAUAAUCAAGGCCUUUUGUUUUCGCUUUAAAAAAUAUAUAUGUUUUUAAAACAUAUUUACAGAGUAAUAUAGGCAUGUUGCAAUAAUUGAUAAUGUGAAAGCUCUGAUAAGAUGCUUAUCAUAUCAUGUUUUUACCUGACCUGUUUUUGCACAUGUGGCCAAAGGAGGUCACUUUACUCACAAGGAAUUAUUUUUCUGCCAAGUGCAAAGCUUUGUGUGAAAUAUCUGUUCAAUACCUCAUGAUACAACUACAUACUCAUAACAGACAGUAUUUUAGCUUUUAUGAAACUCCACCGGGUUCUACCUCAUAUCCAAGAACCUACCAAGAACAGAAGUGUUCACCGUUUUAAAAACAAACCGUUUUGCUUUAGGGUCUCUGUUUCAUUUGCCAAACUCUAGGCAGAACAUCCUCAGUCCCAACGCUAAGCCUUGAUACUUUAGACUAAUAUUCCUUGCUGAUUGUAUGAACGCUGGACCGUGUCCUUGUCCGUUGUUUCAUGGUCAGACAGGAUGUAAUGUGGGCAAAGAACGAAGGUGCUAUAUUGAUGUGUUUUAUGAAAUAUUAAGUGUGUUUGCAUUGAGCAUGCGCAAGGAGGACAGUGGAUAGAAUACAAUAAUAGAGGAUAAUACAUGACAUAUGAUUUCCCCUGUCUACAGCCAAGAUCUAUUUAAGCAAUACGGCCUGAGGUGGUGUGGUAUAUGGUCAAUAUACCAUGGCUAUAAGGGCUGUUCUUACGCAUGAUGCUCCGCGGAGUGCCUGGACACAGCCAUUAGCCAUGGUAUGUUGACCAUAUAUCACAAACCCCGAGGAGCCUUAUUGCUAUUAUAAACUCGUUACCAACGUAAUUGGAGCAGUAAAAAUAUAUAUAUUUUUCAUACCCGUGGUAUACGGUCUGUAAUACCAUGGCUUUCAGCCAAUGAGAAUUCAGGGCUUGAACCACCCAGUUUAUAAUUGUUUUUAGAACACAGGACAAAUUCAUCUUGUCUGUCUCUUUUCACCACUGAAGGUCAGUGCUUUUUUUAUAUUCUCUUCUUAAGCAAUAAGGCCCAAGGGUGGUGUGGUUUAUAGCCAAUAUUCCAACGCAAAUGGCAUUUUCUUAUGCACGACGCAAAAGAGUGCCUACAUACUGCCCUUAGCCAUGGUAUGUUGACCAUAUAUCACAAACCCCCGAAGUGCCUUAUUGCUAUUAUAAACUGGUUAUCAAUGUACUUUGAUUAGUAAAAAUACAUAUUUUGUCAUACCUGUGGUAUACGGUCUGAUAUACCACGGCUAUCAGCCAAUCAGCAUUCAGGGCUUGAACCACCCAGUUUAUAAUAUAUUUUAAUCCACAUGGGAUCAAUGAUUUGAUCCUCAUACACAGUGAAGUCAUUUGGAGUGUCUUCCAUUCUCUUGAUGUUUUAGUUUGUUAAUUCUCAACCUGUUUAUGUGAAACUCUUAGUUUAUUUGUGUGAAGAUUAUGCUCAGUGCAGAGUCCCACUCAUUAGCUUGGUACAGCAAGGGCAGUCCUGCCCUGAAUCUGCAUAGAAUCAAUAUGCAAAUAACAACAAAGGAAUAUCAGCCAUCUUGUCAUGGCAUUUCUUUAUUCACUCUCCAUUUCAUUAGGACUCAUGUUCUGCUCUCAUCCUCUCAUUCACUGUUUCUGCCCUUCCCUGAUCCGACAUCACUGUUGAGAUGAGGGAAUCAAAUGGGAAACUCAUUGAUGCCUCAUUAGAAAAUAAGCUCUUGAUGGUAUUUUGAGAGAAGCUUGUGAUCCAAAGUAAUGGUGCACUUUUUGUGUUUCAAAUAGAAUCGUCUGAAUGGAGACUUGGUGAUAGUUUUGUUCGUUUUUUAUGUCUUGAAGAUCAAUGGUGACCAUAAAUGUGUUCGGCACUAUGCUACUGCUUUUUAAUAGUCAGGAAUCAAAUUGGAAUUGGAAUUGCUUCGGUCAGUGUAAGCCCUUUUGACAACUAAUGUUGAUAGCUAGCUAUUUCAGUGUUAAUAGGGAAAUAAUCAUUGAAGGCACUGUUGGUCUUGAUCUGCUUGUUUCGAGAUUAGCUGGGCUGUCAGGGCCUAGCAGUUGGACGAAUGUCAUUGACCAUAUUUCAAAACGUUAAUUUCGUUAUUCAUAUAGUCAUAACUCACAAAUGCACAUAUGGUGGUGAUGGGGGGGGGGGGUAUGGUUGUCAGACCUAUAUUGCAUUUCAUGACUAAGCAUUGCAAUGCAGAAUGACAUGGCAUAGUACAGGCCCAGGGAUUAGCUGAACUGGCUUUCGACUUAUUCUAUGUCGAAAUGCUUCUAACUAUGGUAGUUUUGAGAAAUACAGGAAUAAAUUAUUGCGCCAACAUGCUAGUUCAGAGUAAGCUCUUUUUAAAGGCCCAGUGCAGUCAGUGAUUUUCCAUACCUCUUUGCCAAUAAGUUUUCCCUUCCCAUUCAGACCACUCCCAGACAUUCCUAGCAAAAUACUUGCUUGAAAGUUUGUUUGCUAAAAAGCCAAUUUUGUCCAUUUUUAUAAAAAUCUAUUACUUAAUUGUUACCCAUAAAUGAUUUGAUAUUGAUAUAAAAACAGCUGCAUUGGGCCUUUUAAGAUCAGGUGGAAAGCUGAUCCUUAAAGAGCACUUUUUGACAAGUCAUUUUUCCCCCUUAUCCCUCUUCUUGCUGAUUUGCUAUUUCAGCAGUGUGACGCUUUCCUUGUAUCCUAUGUACCUUUUUUUUUAGUUUUUACACAUGAUCACAUAACUACAGUAAGCCUUCCAAGGUGGUAGAAGGCUCAAAUAAAAAUGUUAAUUGUCACAUGGUUCACUGUUUAAAAGUGUCCUGAAUACACCAGAGGUCCAGGUAGGUGUGAAAGAGCAUUUCCUCUUCAUUUAAUGUAGCACCACCAUUUAUGAUACCUGUUAUUUUUUCGGUUGUUAGUGCCCUUUAAAAAAAAACGUUUAUUUUGCAGUGAUUUUUGUUUUCAUAUUGGUAUUGAGCAGUUUUGCAUGCAUGGCCAGUGUUUUACCCUAUAUUUAUUUAGUAGUGUCGGCCACUUCAAAAUAAUAGUUUAUAUUAUGACACUUCCACUGUGGGGCUCUAUUUGUCUCUGCAGUUUGAAGGAAGUAGAAGGUAGUUUUGCAAACCAUUGCUAACUGGCGUUAGCACAAUGACAGGCAUAUGCUAGCUGUUGAGCUAUUGCUAGUUAGGAAUCUUCCUUUAAACAGCAGAGUGUCUUUGCAGAAAUACAUAUGUGUAUUUCUGCCCAGACAUGCUUUUAAAGUGAUGGUGCGAGAUUUUGCCAAUUAAGCACUUUUUCUACAUACCCAGUCAGAUGAACUCAUGGAUACUAGUUUUGUUUCUGCAUGCAGUUUAUUAAAGGAAGUUUCUAACUAUUGUUGGCGCAAUUGCUACCUAGCGUAAGCGCAAUGACUGGAAGUCUAUGGGAACAGCUAGUAUGCCUGUCAUUGUGCUAACACUAGUUGGCGAUGGCUUGCAAAAACACCUUCUACUUCCUUCAAAUUGCACGCAGAUACAUAAAUAUAGCCCCACAGUGGAGGUGUCAUAAUAACCAUAAAACCUAGCUGUCAAAAGAGGGAAAUGGUUCCAAUCGUUUUUCCAUCAUUCAUUUUCCCCAUAGGGAAUUUUAUAAACACUUAAUAUAAGGGCUGUUUCUCGUGUAGGUUUAUCCUGGUGUGACGUUUUGAUAAUGUAAAUCUUUCUCUCGGACAAGGAGACUUUUAUCAAUAUAUUUGGCUCUAUUUACUCUGAUUCAAAAAAUUGAAUUUGCUUCAAAGUAGACAUCAUGCAAAACUACAUCUCUGCAAGCUCCUGCACUUCGUUUCUUGCUGAUAACUUUGCGAACAGGUAUAGUGAAUUUAAAUCUUGCGUAGUCUUGAGACAGUUAACAUAAUUGUCCAUUUAAAGAAAUGUAGCUGUUUUUUGGAUUACAUUUAACUAACUUUAGAUUGUUAAUCCAGAGAUUCUUACCUUUGCCUCGAUUCGGCAGUCUUGUCCAGAUCAUCAUGGCAUUUGUAGUUCUUUAUGAUAGCCACAUUAGCAUCUAUUUAGCAUUUCAUUUUUGUGGGGUAAAUACAGACAAAUAUAUUGAUCAAGUCGCCUUGUCCUAGAGGGAUUUACACUUGGUGAAAAAUGAUUGGAACAAUUUCCCUGUUUGAUCUCUAGGUUUUAUGGUUAUUAUGACUCAUACUGUGGUACUCUAUUGUAUCCACGAAUUAAUCUGCCUGGGUAAGUAGAAGGGCUUAGUUGCCAAAAUCUUAUCCCUUUUAAGAUCAGUGUGACAAAUUCAAGCUGAUAUUUGUAGUGAGCAGAGCGAGCACAGCCACCACAUGCUCCUUAUCUCCCUACAGUGAUGUAGUGGCGCUCGUCAAGUCUAUUUCCGAUGGUGUCAACAUAAUUACAUUUUCAUGUGUUUUGCAGUAGAAUGUCUUGAAGUCAUCAAAUUAGGUUCUCACAGCCAGCAAAGAAAACCAGCCCACCCCCCUGCUUCCUUUGCCACUGGUGUUGAAAGAAAAUACUAGGGGAAACACUACUGUUCAUAUCGUUAGGUCACCAAUAGUCUUCUCUAUGCCCACAACACAAUGGGUUCAUUGUUUUGAUGUCCAUCGUCUUGUUUCACCAGAUGCCAUGGAAACCAAAAGGGUCCUCAGAUUUAGUGAAUUCUGAUUUGCUAUCGUCUUGUUGCUUGUCUGUUUUUGAAGAUCAGUGACUGGCCCUUUCCCUUUGUUUUUCCCUGUUUUUUUAUUUUCUCUCACAUAACAUGCUUGACAGUGAUGGGGCUGAAAGUCAGCCACGAUCUAUUUUCCACUGUCUGAAUGCCUACUAGGCAGACGUCUAGAAUGUAAUGUUCUGUGUGGUAACCGUCUUUGUAAAGUCUUAUAACCCUGCUCAUAUCGAAUCUGUCCCCCUACCGAUUUAAGAGGGAAUUGGCCUCGUCACAUAAUUGAAUCCUUCUCAUGAUGUCUCGCGUUAUUAGAACAGGGGCAGACUACUAUAGGUUAUUGUGCCAUGAGUCCAACAGACGGAUAAUGAUGGAUAAUCCUCCAUAGAAAACAAAUACUGAAAGACAAAGGUCUGUCUAUACAUUUAGCCAACUAGAGGCAAGAUGAGUUUCCUACAGAAGAUGUAGCCUGGUUCCUAUUUUCCAAUUCCUUUCUAUUUCCAACUGAGUCCCACAGUCUUGAGCAUGUUGCCGGAUAUAUUUAAUAUCAUGAAAGAAAUUGUACAGAAAUUGAGUUUGUUUAUUUAUAUAAUUGUAAGAUGCCAACCAUAUCAAUCCUAGUAAUAUUUUGAAGAACAAAGGCUUUUGAAUCGUGAUCUGUGCCUUGCCACACAAACUAUAUCCCUGGCUCUAUGGCACUUACAGUGGACUUCUGUUUUGUGCCUGCCUUCAAUGUAAAGAAUGAAAGGGGUCAAGGGGAAGGUAUAUCUAUUGAUAAAAUACUGUUGAUUUCACUUUAAUUUGGAAAAAUCUUUCCUGUGAUUUAGUUUAUGCAACAAUUAAAUGUCUUAAAGGGAAUGAGCACAUAAUUGAGAAUCGUUCAGCAGUGAGGAGAAUCAUGUCUUAGAUAUAUGCCCGAGUUGAUCUCUUAAAUUAUGUUUACAUGCCACCUCCAUUUUGUUUCAGCCGUACUUAUUUAGUCCUACUAUUUCCUUGUCAGACCCCAUUUGAUAUCCAUUAAUAAUGUGAUGAAUUGUGUUUAUGGUAAUAUGGUGACUUGCAUGGCAUCUAAUCACAGUCGUGAGCUGUUUUGUUCCUCUCUCCAGAGGCUGUUUUGUAUGUUUACUCUAGCCUUUCUGUUAGCACUGAGGACAAUCGAAGGCAUCGCCUUCAGUCUCGGAGAGCGCGAGAGAGGAGAGAGUACAGCUAGACUCUUCCCCUCUCAAGAUUCCUUUUGUAACAUCUGACCAGGGGGGACAGCUGCUUGAGAAUGGGCAGAUUUUAAAAACAUGACAUUUGUAGAGUGAAAAAUGGAAAGAUUACCCUGUUGUAUUGCACGUCACUCACCCACAAAAUAGUUUUUGAAAUGCCGAUGGCUGGUUUUGGAACACAACAUUAGUUAUUGUGUUUGUCUCAUCUGGCAUGCACUUAGAAAUAACCUGUCUUUGAUACAUUCAUAUUCCAGAGAGGAUCUACUCAUAAUUUGUCUCCACCUCAAGGGACUCUAUUACUUUAUUUUAAGGGACCUUUUUACCCUUAAAUGGUGCUUAUAGACUGGUCUGUUUAUAGAUUUUGAUAUACAAAAUACUAUACACUUGCAUAUUUACAUUAUAGGGGGGGGGGGGGGCAAUUUGUGUAAAUGCUUUUAUCAACUUUGGUUACUAAUGUCACACCACUCACCAACCAACUGAACCUGACACUUAUUUGCGUUCACUCUGUUUGUUCAAAACUAUUCACAGAAAAGGUAGGAGGGAGAUGCUUGUGGGCCAGAAGUAAUCAGAAGGAAGUGUUUACAGGGAAGGCUGUUUGACUACUUUUUGAAUUUUUGAACAGACUAACUUCAGGUAGUUUAUGAACACUGAUAUAGACUUUAACAAAAUCUGAAAGUCUUCCAUAGCUUCUCUCAGCCUUUCUCACCUGUGUAAUAUACAAAAGCAAUAACCUUUUUAAAGGGGAUGUAUUGUUAUCAGUGAGCCUAAUCUAAUUCUGGGCCUGUCACAUCUCAACUAAACAUUGAAUGUCAGGGAGCUAUCGAAUUGAAGUAGGACAAGGACAAUUUGAUAUUGAUAUUUUUUUAUAUAUUUUGUGAGUCUUUGGACAGGUUGAGUGAAAAUGCUCAUUAGGUGAGACUGGUAUUGCUGGUCUUCUAAGUACGCAUCCAAAGCCUAUGACUGUCAAUUAACUGCAAUGCAAAAGCUAAGCAUGUGAUUCAGUCAAACUCAAUGGCACUGGUUUUAAAGUUGCACCUCCAUCUGUAUCAAAUACUGAAAGGGAUUGUGGGCUGCAAAGCCACAUUGGGAGUGGCGACCUGUGUUCAUGCUAAAAUGUAAAGGUCUCCCCUUUCCCCUCGUGUACUGAGACUGAAGUUUCAGCUGGUCAGAGUGGAAUUGGUCAGUGCUGCUUUAACUACACGUUAAGACUGGCCUGUUUCCUUUGAUGUGAAACUCCUUGGUCUCUGACAUUUGGUGGUGUCUGGAUAUCAUGUAUUUUGUUGAUAUGGCACAAAAAAAAUAAGUAGAACUCAGGGUUUAUACUAGUGUUAUAAAGUGGUCACUGGGCAUACAGCUCAUAUGCGUAGAAUUCAAUGUGCACUUCUCUUCAGGUGGGGAAAUAAAUCCUCAGUCAGUGGUUCCCAAACAUUCUGCCUCAAGGGUCUCACUGAACCCAUGUUUUCCGUUCCCCCUCUGCAUGCGUGUGACAAGCACAGAGGUUCAAUGUUGAGGAACAGGGGAGACCUUUUAGUUUGGCCAGGUGUCAGUCCACCUCCCUCUAAUCCACUCUACAUACAACCCAACUGUGAACCUCAGAACUCUACUGUUAUGUACAACUAUGAAGUAAAUUAAGCUAGCUAGAGCUGAACUAUUAACUUGCCAUUUAUGAAUUUAUUUUAUAGCAUGAAAUAUAUGAUAUAUUUAUUCAAAUUAUAUUUUACUCAUAAUCAUUCUGUGCUGCUUUUUGGGGGUUCUUACGCUUGUAAAUUGCUUUUUUAUGAUACAAAGAAAUGUCAAUAGAAAAUGCGUUUGUUUGUAAAAUAAAGAUGCUGAUUUGGCA
This is a messenger RNA of Oncorhynchus nerka (sockeye salmon), 9618 nucleotides long. Its product is annotated as zinc finger and BTB domain-containing protein 34-like. Gene Ontology annotation, biological process: regulation of transcription by RNA polymerase II. Lineage: Eukaryota; Metazoa; Chordata; Actinopteri; Salmoniformes; Salmonidae. The record is from RefSeq and is a predicted model, not a curated record. The coding region runs from base 166 to 1698 and encodes 510 amino acids. The transcript is spliced from 3 exons. Gene Ontology annotation, molecular function: DNA-binding transcription factor activity, RNA polymerase II-specific; RNA polymerase II cis-regulatory region sequence-specific DNA binding; protein binding.